This is a messenger RNA of Daldinia childiae, 972 nucleotides long. RefSeq lists its product as uncharacterized. Gene Ontology annotation, molecular function: hydrolase activity. The transcript has 3 exons. The record is from RefSeq and is a predicted model, not a curated record. The coding region runs from base 1 to 972 and encodes 323 amino acids. NCBI's taxonomy places the organism in Eukaryota, Fungi, Ascomycota, Sordariomycetes, Xylariales, Hypoxylaceae.
AUGCAGGAGAAGACUUUCACAUACAAGACCGUCGACGGCGGUGAGGCAGUAGACUUGACGGCCUGGUGGGGUACAAGCAGUCCAUACGCAUCAAGACCAGUUGUUCUUUUAUUUCAUGGUGGGGGAUUUGUCAUUGGCUCUCGGUUCGGAGUUGCCUCUCAACCGAUUAGAGAUCUCGUAGACGCCGGUUUUGUCGUCGUCUCGGCCGACUACUCCCUCUGCCCCCAGGUGUCACUUUACGAUGGUCCCGAGAAAGAUGCGAAAGACGCUUAUCGCUGGUGCAAGGAGAAGCUUUCUGGUCUUUUAGCCAACGAUGGGGUUUUGGUUGAUCCCACGAAGGUUAUGACCCUAGGAUAUUCAGCUGGAGCAACUUUGGCACUUUGUCUUGGUCAAGAAGUCGACCCUCCCAUCGCCAUUGUGGACUUCUAUGGCGCGAAGCUGUUCAAGGAUAGUUUCUGGUCUGCUCCAUUACCAAUGCUGGCUCAGCUGCCUGCCAUGCCUGGCGAGUUUCUUAACAAGAUCUUUGACGAACCAGUCCAAACAAAUACGGGAAGCUCACUUGAGUCGGCUCCCAAACCAGAAAAAUCACAGGAGAGACCCAAGAAGGGACUUCCGCCCCCUGACCUGACCAAUCCUCGUAACGCGUGGCUUUUCAGCGCUUUAAAGGACGGGAGCCAUCUGGCAAAGAUCGUGCAAGAUGGUGACUUGGAUCGCGUCGACCCAGUGCACACUUUCUCGUCGAAUUUCCCGCCUACCUUUUUUAUUCAUGGAAUAGCGGAUCCCAUGAUCCCGUCUCGGCUCAGUGAGCAAGCAUCACAGAAGUUGAAGGAUCUUGGGGUGGACACCGGGAUUGCUCUUGUUCCAGACGCUUCGCACGGCUUCGAUCUAGGGUUAGAACCCGAAGACCCUCAAUACCAAUAUGUCAGGCAAGCCAUAGCGUUUCUUCAAAAGCAUGUUUAUUUGGGUACAUGA